CAACGUAGCAGUUGGUCGCCAUGUUGGACGCCAUUUCGCUGACCGAGGAGGAGCUGGGGAUGCUGUUCGGCCCAGCUUCACAUGGGGCCGGCAGCCACCAGACUCGCGCUGCAGCCAACAGCAAAACCUCGACUCGUAGUACACAAGGAAAACGUGCUGCCACCAAGAUGAAGACCAAGAUGUCGAGUGCCAACAAGUUUUGCUCCUCUCUCCUCAGCAAUGCAGAUUCAAUCGUGCCUGCUCGGUGUGGCUACCGGACCGGCAAGUGCCCGAAUCUGCAGGCCAUUAAGCGCAACGGGAAGCUACACAAGCUCUGCGAGUUCCAUCGCGAGCGAGCCAAUCUAAACCAGAAGAAGUUGGAUCGCAAGAAGCGUAUGCAGCGCUCCAAAUUGUCUGGUGUAGCUUCUUCUUCCUGUGGGUCUAUCUCGUCCACCUCGUCCGUCAUUUCUGAGGACGACAACUGCAGCCUCGACUUGGACGAGAGUUCGCCGCGCACCGUAGAGGCGGCAGUAACUAGCAGCGUCUUCAAGCCCAAGAAAGAAUUCGACGCGAAGGUAUUCUUGCCUACCAGCCUCGAUGAGGCCCCACUGGCGCUCGGCUGCGAGGAACUUGCCAUCUUCUGCAGCCUCAUGACCUUCGACGUCAACCACCGAGCGCCGCUGAACCGAGACGCGCCAUCAAUCCGCGCACCUUCGUGUCAUUACCCCACGAGCAUGGUGUGA
Messenger RNA from Phytophthora infestans T30-4, 722 nucleotides. RefSeq lists its product as uncharacterized. The transcript has a single exon. NCBI's taxonomy places the organism in Eukaryota, Oomycota, Peronosporomycetes, Peronosporales, Peronosporaceae. The record is from RefSeq and is a predicted model, not a curated record. The coding region runs from base 21 to 722 and encodes 233 amino acids.